Symbiodinium natans is the source of this 9519-nucleotide messenger RNA. The record is from the annotation of a GenBank genome assembly. NCBI's taxonomy places the organism in Eukaryota, Dinophyceae, Suessiales, Symbiodiniaceae.
AUGGGCAGCAAAUUCAACGAUGAUUCUAUUGGUUCGUUGCUGUUUUUUACCCAUGUGGGCGGCGCCACGAGCGGAGCAGCCGCACCCGCCGCAACCGGGCCAACCGCAAGCGGAGCACCCCCAAGUGCUGGGGGAGCGAUGACCCCUGAGGAACAGUCAAAGCAGGAAGCAGACGAAACCGCGAAAGCUGCGCAAGCGAAGGCCCUGGCCGAGAAGCAAGCUGCGGAGGCAGGUUCGCGGCUGGCGCGGUGCGCCCAACGCGACCGCUGCAGCCGUGUCUUGCAGACUUUGCACAAGCAUCAGAGGCAGCAGACAUGGCACGAAGGCUGGUGGUGCAACGAUAACCGGAGCUGCGAACGAAACCGGACCGGGCGCGACGAUGGCAGGGAAGUGCUGGACCUGGAAUCCUUCCUACGCCUCUUCAGCAAGCUGUUAGUCGGAAUCCCUUUCGCCCACUCACCGCUCCUCCUCCAGUACCUCAAGGCCUUCAGCAAGUUACAAAUGGAACAAGCUUCGCCGCCUGAGUGGCAGAGCAUCCAUGGAAGUCCAUCGGAGGGCACCCCUCUCAUGAGCCCUGAGGUUGGUCAAGCGAUGCAAACCUGGACAGAGAGGAGAACCCUUCUGACUCCCGGGCCGAGAAUGUUUCAACAGGGAGCUUCUCGUGACGACAGCUCAAGUGGAAGUAUUCCCCAGGAGGUCAUCAUGGAUGAAGUUCGACGGCAAGUACAAAUGGCCUUGCAAACUCGUGAUGAGGAGAUGAGGCUUUUGCGCGGCGAAAAUCAGGACUUGAGAGAAGCACUACGAAUCAUGCUGGAGACGGACAAAGGCGGUGGCGGACGACGAGAUCAGGAUGAGGUACCUCAACAGGCUCCUUCAGGACUUCGAGGCCAUGAUAAGGAACCUCGGGGAAUUCCUGGCGGCAGAGGUCCUGGUGAUGAACAAUCUCGAGAGAAUCGUUCGUCGGCCUUGGGAAGUUCUGGUGUUCCUGAUGCAGUGCCCGGUGAUCGGUCCUUGCCACGAGAGGUGCGACUGACUGAGGGGCAAGAGCAUGAAGCUCAUUCUGGAGGUGGAGGCAACCCUAUCGGGUCGGGCCAGAACAACGGACCGGCAGGAACUGGUGGUGGGCCUUCGGCUGAUGGAGUGGGACAGGACCCAGACCUUACUGAGUCCACAGACGCCAAGCUCUUGGUGCAGGGUAUGAGACAGCUGCAACAAGUGUACAUGCAGAAGAAGGAGGCCCCGGAGCAGGAAGCCAUCAAGGGUGGGGUCGAUCUUCAACCUAUGCCACCCGUGACGGGUGACUCGGCAGUGGAAUUUGCAGAUUGGUUGUAUAUGACUGAGCAGACGGUUGGGGGCUUGACAGACUUGGCGUCUACGUGGUUUGGAGCGACUUUGAAAUGUGCUCGUGAGGCCUACGACAAGUACCAGAUUGCAAGUCCGUUGGAAAGGCUCACCAUCAAGCCGAAUCUGCCGAGUGAGCUGAGUGAAGCAAGAUGGAAGCGCUUGGAGCGUCGUGUCCUGACAUUGCUUCUCAACGCCAUGAAUGCGACAGCGAAGGAGGACUGUGUGACUCAUCGUGUCACGAAUCCUGCCGAGGCCCUCUACAGACUACACAUACUGUAUCAGCCAGGUGGCUCUUCAGAACGGGCUGCCAUUCUUCGACAACUUGAGGGCUCAAGUGCUGGCGAGGAUCCGAAUGAGGCGGUGAUGCAGCUUCGCAAGUGGAGGAGGUACCUGGAAAGAGCUGAAGAGUGCAACAUUCGGGCGCCAGACUCCAGCGUGUUGGCUCGUGCUGUAGACACCAUCUCGCAGAAGGCCAUUGAAAAGUUUCCGGAGGUGAAGUUCAGGAUCUCCUUGGUGAAAAAUGAGUUACAAAUUCAGUCAAGACCAAGCCAGGCCACGGUGAUGAAGUACGUUGACCACGUUAUGGCUGAGCUUCAACAUGCAUCUCCGGCCAGAAAGGCGACACAGUCCAACGCGGAUCAGCCAAAGUUGAGGGCAGUGGGAAAUCAACAGACUGGAACCGGGGAACCAACUCCAUCUUCUUCUUCGCCUUCCUCUAAGACUGGUAAGAAUGGUGGAAAGGCUCCCUGCAAAUUCUUUCUUUCGGAAGCCGGCUGCCGACGAGGUCCUGCCUGCCAAUUUCAACAUGAGUUUCCCACAAAGGAUGAGAAAAAAUCUCGUUGUUGGCAUUGCGGUUCCCGAGCCCAUCGACAAGGAGAAUGUCCGGUGAAGGAGGCUACAAAAAAUGGUGGCAAGUCCCAGCGGGCUCCUACUCCGAAGGCGGCAGCUAUGCAGCCUGCUCCCUCCUUGCAGUCUGAAUCUCAAGCAUCAGGGUCGCAGCCUCAAGCAUCUGUGCCCGCUUCGUCCUCUAUGUCUUCGUCUUUGGACUCUCAGCAGGAUGCAGCUAGCACUUCGUCUGAUGGGACAGCAAGGGACCCUGAAAUCAAGGCAUUGCUGCAGGAAGCGAAUGCCAUGUUGAAAAAGCUUGGGAAUUUGCAGGCCCUGAGGACAGUUGAGGAGAGUGCAGAAAUGAUGACGGCUUUGAGGGCAAUUUUAGACCCCAACGAGAACCUCGCUCUGCUUGAUUCCGGCGCCACUCAUAUCUUCAGGGAAGGAACGGAGCUUGAGAGAGCCACUGCUGAAGAAGUACACGUACAGUUGGCCGACGGAAGGAUUGUAGCCCUCAAACAGAAUCGUGCUGGUACUCUGAUGCCUGCAACCCCGCAGGAAGGCGCUAUCAGGCCUACCUCGAUCAUCCCGUUGGGCGAGCUCGUAGAAUCCCUGGGAUGUACCUUGCAUUGGACUCGAAAAAGGGGCUUGGUCGUGGAACACCCGGAGCAUGGGGUGUUGAGAACGCAUGUAGCAGGCAGCUGUCCGAUGUUGGGAGAAGCGCAAGCCUUGAACAUCAUUCAGGAGUUGGAAGAGCAAAAGCUGCAGAGGCUUCAUGACAACGUGCAAGAAGGUCACCUUAGAGCCCUGGAGCAUAUCUUGAACAAGGAGUUUGGCGACUACCUGAAUGAGUAUGUUCUUUCGGGAGAUCGAAGAGUGGGUUUGCAGGCCUUGAUGGACGAGUCUUCGCCUUUUGGAGUUCUCACAGAAGCCCAGCGCUGCAUGUUGAUCCAGGAUUUGGAUUUGAGUGAUAAGGCUGGGCAGACCUAUGUGAAAUCGUUGCCGGUCAAGAGAGCCAUGCGAAGGAAACUUCUUCAGAACCCAUGGAUAGUGCAUUUGUUUUCCGGAAGGACGGUGCACAAUGAGUUCAAGGUCUUGGAGGAAGCCGGCAAUGUGAUCCUUGAAGUGGACAUCGGCAAAAGCAAGGCCUGGGAUUUGAAAGACUGGAGCCCCGCGUAUCGUGCACUUCUCUGGGCGGCCAUGAAAGGAAAAAUUAAGGGAAUCUUUGGCGAGCCGCCUCGUGCAGCUGAUGGACAGCUGGCAAUGAAGCAGCUUUUUCUGUGGACAGUCGCCCGCCAAGCUUCGGUCAUGUCGGAGGCCAAUAUCCCCUUCUUCGUCCUUGAGGGCAACAUCGAUGGAGGUUUCUGGACAUCCACGGUUUGGGAGACCUUUCAGGCAAAAAACCGGAUGUUUGUGGUGGAAAGCGAUGAUGGUUGCCGAUGUGCUACCACGUUGUCAAUAGAUCCUCCGUCUGAGUGGAAGGUUCGAAGCGAUGGACACACAACUUGGACCAUGAAGUUCAAGAAUGCCCUGGUGAAGGGAAUGUUGUUCUGGAAAAAGGGAGCAUGUGUCAGAAGGCUGGAUGGUCCGCUGGAAGGGAUGACCAGGGCUGAGCUUGAAGGGUGGGCUCGACACGUCAGGAACAACCACAUUCCCUACAACAAAAGGUGCCAAACAUGUGUAGCUACGAGAGGAACAGGGCGGCGACAUUUAAGAGUCGUCACCCCCUCCUGCUAUACCCUUUCUAUCGAUGUUGCUGGGCCGUUCAGGGCGCUUGGAGAGUCUAGUGAAUACCGUGACUACAAGUACAUGCUUACCGGUGCUUACGUUGGCCCUAUUCUCGAGGGGUCAAGGCAGCCUCCGGAGGAUGUCAUCGACAAUGAUGAGGGUGCGGGCGUUGGUGCGCUUGAAGAACCUCAACCUUUUCAGCCUCCUCUUUCCCCAGCAGAAGUCCCAGAAGAAGAACCCCAGGGUGAACAAGAUGGUGGUGAAGCUGAUGACGAGUACGAGGCUCUCUUAGAUGAGCAGGAAGUUGAGGAGGAGCCCGUAUCUCAAGAAGACAAGGAUAAGAUGGCUGAGAUCAAUGAAAAAUAUAAGGAGGUCGUGAAGGAGGUGGGCGACAACAUCCGUUAUCAUGUGAUUCGCUUUGCUGUGCCGAUGAGAUCUCGAAGAACAGCAGAGGUGAAUGCUUGCGUGCGAAAGAUGCUCCUCCAAGUCGAAGCCGAAGGAUUACCGGUUUUUCGAUGUCACUCAGAUCGGGCACGCGAGCUGUGCAAUGGAAGUCUUCGAGCUUGGUUCGUUGAGAGAGGAAUUCUUCCAACGACUGGUGAGCCUCAAAGCCCACAACAGAACGGUAGAGCCGAGGCGACCGUUAAGAUGGUUAAGUCCCAUGCCAAGACCCUCCUGCGUUCGAGCAGAUUGCCGCCUUCAGGGUGGCCACUUGCAAUGGCAUACGCCGUUUACAAGCAGCGAGAGGAAGCUCUGGGCCGGAAGGGGCCUAUUCCUUUUGGAACUCCAGUGCAUGUGAGGACCAAGGUUUAUGGAACUGGAGGAAAAUAUGAUCUCGACCCACGUUGGCGUCAAGGACUCUAUGUUGGCCCUUCUCCCGAUGUUCGUGGUGGUCAUUUGGUUAGGUUCGAGGACGGUUCCUAUGUCACAAGCAUGCACUUAAGAGCAAGCUUAGUUCCCGCCGAUGAUCUGGUCGAGAUACCUUCUCAUGAGAUGGACCUGCCCAUGCCGGAGAGACGAGUGAGAGGGAAGACCUCGUUGUCGUUGCUGUUGGCGUCGCUUUCGAGGCCCUUGAGCGCGUCGGAGGUGGAAGCGGAAGCGUUUGCCAGGAAAAUGUUUCGUGAAAAGAAAUGGACUGUGGAAGUUCUGUUGGAGCUGAGCAAGUUACUGGGAACCACAAAGCUUGAGGCCCACGGCAGUAGAGCUGUCCAACAAGAGAAUCAGUUGUCGUGGUUGACUGGUGUUUUCGUGCAUGGUGGAGUGGCCGGGAUUCGCAACACAACGAAGAGAAUGAAGUGGACAACAAAGUAUUUGGUCAAGGCGACAAAGGAGAUCACUGGUCAAAGAGAGUUCACUGCUUUGGGACUUAUUCGAAAUACGUCGUUUGGAUGUCAUCGUGAUGUUCACAACGAAGCGGACUCCCGGAAUGUUCUCCUACCUCUGCUUGUCCCUGAGAACGGUGGUGGUCUUUGGAUAGAAGAUGAAGAUGUUCCUGAAGAAGGGGCGGUUUUCAGAACACCACCUGGAGCGAAAUCUCCUAAACGAGGCAAGGUGCAGGAGCUGGAAAAGGGGAAGCCGAUUGUUUUUUCUGGACGAAAAUGGCAUGAAGUACAAGAAUGGGAGGGUGAUCGUGUGGUUUUGAUUGCUUUCACACCGAGAGCGACCAAGCUUUAUGAAGAAGAUCGAAGGCGUAUAAAGGAGCUGGGGUUCACUUUACCGAAAAGAAGAGAGCUUCGGAAGGUGAAUGCCAACCAGUUCCAGUAUGCCUCAGGUGACAUCCCGAAGAAUGCCGACCAGUUCCAGUAUGCCUCAGGUGACAUCCCGAAGAAUGCCGACCAGUUCCAGUAUGCCUCAGGUGACAUCCCGAAGAAUGCCGACCAGUUCCAGUAUGCCUCAGGUGACAUCCCGAAGAAUGCCGACCAGUUCCAGUAUGCCUCAGGUGACAUCCCGAAGAAUGCCGACCAGUUCCAGUAUGCCUCAGGUGACAUCCCGAAGAAUGCCGACCAGUUCCAGUAUGUGGACGAGAAACUGGGCGAGGCGUUGGAGAGAAUUGGGGAUGAGCAAGAGCUCCUCCUUGACGAUUUGGAAGAACGUCAAGGGCGACUCCGGGAACUACUGGAACAAGAAGAAGUGCUAGCGGAAGAAUGUCAACGAGCUGGCAAGCAAAUUUCUGAAGAGAUCCAACAUGUUCAGCAAAUGAUUUACGAGAUGAUGGAGUCCGUUGGCAGGAACGAGGCAAAGGACACUGCGAAUACGUUGGCGAAGUGCUUGCAAGCCCGGAGAUUGUGCAUGAUGCAAACGACAAAUGAACAAGAUUAUGAGGCCCUUGUUGCGAACCUGCAAGAAGAUUUAAAGGUGGUCCAUACUGUCCCUCUGGAACAGGUGAAGCCAGUGAUACAUCGAUGGUGGCAAGCAAUCCAAAAGGAGCUGGACACCCUUUUCGCUGGUACCUUGCAGAAAAUUCCGUUGUCCCGAGCACGGGAACUUGAACGCUCUGAAGGCCUGAGGAUAGUGCCAUCAAAAGGUGUGUUUACGCUGAAACCUCCGGGCUCUGGAACAAAAAAUGAGAGGGUGAGAAGGAAAUUUCGGCUUGUACUGUGCGGGAACUUCGUGGCUAGAGGGGAAGAUGAUGCUGAGCUAUACGCUGGAGGAGCAUCGGCCGAGACACUUCGAACCUCGCUGGCUUUUGCGGCUCUUCGCCGUUGGCUGGCGGCCAGCACCGAUAUUGUGUCGGCUUUUCUGUUGGCCCUCUGGCCGGACGAUAUGCCGAAGUAUGCCAUCUUGCCACCCAAGUACCUUGUCAACCCUGAGGAGGAGCCACAGGCCGACCCUGAGCUUUGGCUCAUCUUCGCCAACGACAAUGACCUGGACCUGCUGGGACUGAUCAUCACGUAUGUGGAUGAUCUGCUGUAUCUCUCGGAGGAGGAGAUUAUUCGUGCAAUCCACGUCUGGCUGGAAGAAGAGUGGCCAACCAGUGGCUUACAGAUUGCAAAUCAGGGUGAAGGAGUUCGGUACCUUGGAAUGGAAAUCAAGCAAGAUGAAAACUGCGUUUUCCACCUCGCACAGUCGGCUUAUAUCCGAGAUCUCCUUCGUUCCCACUCCAUGGAUGAUGCCGUUGAAAGCAAGCUCCCAUGUCCGAAGGAGUGGCUAGCAGAUGAAGAGCUGGACGAACAGGAGAACUUUUCGGAACUGGAGUUGAAGAUGGCUCAAAAAAUCGUCAGAGAACAGCUGUGGUUGUGUAUGAGAACGCGUCCGGAUCUCCUUUUCCCGGUGAACUACAUGGCGUCAAGAGUGAGCAAACAGCCGAACAAGGUGAAGCAGAUCGGCGGAAGAAUCAUGAGCUACUUGAAGGCUACUGAGAAGAUGGAACUGGUCAUUGGAAGACAUGAGCCAAGUACCAGCACCAGCAGUACAGCAGCAGCAGAGCCAGCAGACACCACAAGCAAGCGUGCGUGUGCAAGUAUUCCCUGCCUAACUGCCUUUUCUGACGCCAGCUUCGCCCCGUAUGGAUCCAGAUCGUUUGGGGCCUGCGUAGUUACAGUCAAUGGGGCACCAGUUGCUUGGAAAGCCAGCAAACAGGCUUUCAUCGUACUAUCCGUGAUGGAGGCAGAGUUGUACGAAGCCACACAAGCCACAGUGUUACUUGAAAGCAUCGGGUGUCUCCUUGAUGAGCUAUCUGGAACAAGGUUGAGGCGGAUCCUACGGGUAGACAAUACCUCUGCCCUGGCCAUGCUGGCCGGCGGACAGGGUUCCUGGAGGACCAGACAUUUGAAGGUCCGAAGUGCACAUGUUCGUCAACAAGUUGAACUUGGGCUUCUGGAAGUGGAACACGUUGACGGUUGUCGUCAACUUGCGGAUUUGGCCACCAAGAUGCAUAGCAAGGCAAGGCUUUGGGACUUGCUACAACAAUGGUGCUUCGUCAACCUACCUGCUGAAGCUGUGCAGUUGGUGGGACUCCGAAAGCUGGCAGUAGCAUGUGUCGUUCUGGCCAUGCUCAUCAUCCCUGCGGGUGCGUCGAGUCCUUCGAGUGGGCGUGAUGACAGUACUGCUGAACCGAUGGAAGCUACGACAACUGGAAGAAGUAUCAAGGUGACUGGAGCGGAUGAACUGUUCCUGUUGACAAUCGUGGUGUGUGUUGCUACAGUUGGUUUUUGGGAAGGCUUGAAACAUGGCGCCAAGUGGUUUUGGGGACUGUGUCGGGAGAGCCCGAAGAACCGACGACUACGAAAGCUACGUGAAGCGGCCCGAGCAGCAGCCGAAGUGGAGCUGGACAGGACGUUGGAGACUGAUGAUUCCCUACGUCAAUCAAGCUCUCCGCGUGAAGUUCGAGCACGUGUGUUGGAGACUGCGUCCAGAACUCCCAUUCCACCACCUCCAGUUGUUGAGCCGGCGUAUCCACCGGUUCCUCCUAUCCCAGAAGUUCCACGGGGAGCAACCUCAAGCUCCAGUCCUUGGGAGCUCAGGGCACCAGAGGUGUCCUAUGUGCAAUACCCGACAAACCAGUUUUGGAAAACUGGGUCAGCUUCUUCAAAGAUUCACACGUGCGCCCAACGCGACCGCUGCAGCCGUGUCUUGCAGACUUUGCACAAGCAUCAGAGGCCAUGGCCCAGAAAGCAGCUGAAGAAGCGCAAGCUGCCGAAGAAGCAAGAGCUGCCGAAGAAGCAAAAGCUGCCAAAGAAGCAAGAGCUGCCGAAGAAGCAAAAGCUGCCGAAGAAGCCAAGGCGCAAGCAGCAGCUGCAGCGGUGGCUUCAGAUCCUGCUCAGGUCAGCGAUUUGCCAGCGCGCCCUUGUCAUCCCUCUGUCCUCUUUUCACCAAAAGAAGUACCAGCAGGACCAGAAGCUGUCCUCCCGGGUGUGUCAUAGCAUGGGCCAGUUCGUAGGGGCAAGCAGAGCAACGCUGAAGAUCCAAGCGUAUGCCCUCCUCCCCCCUCCCUCCCCCGCGUUCAUGGUGACCCGCUGUGCCGCUUCAUCUGGUGCAAGGUACUGUAGGCUCCGUGGGAUUCGGGAUCUUGGCAGCGUGGGCAAAGCCUUGGGCGAGGAGCUUGGCAUGACCAGCAAAGUCCAGAAAGCCUCCGUGGAGAAGGGACUCGUCCAUGAUGAGGCCGAGCUGGUUUGGGCACCCGUAGGUGGCUUCGUUCCCAAGGCGGGACAAGCGCGAGCUCGCUGGCGGCGAUACGUGGGCUCCGCAACAGUUAAGGAGUUCUAUGCCAGGGGCGGCAAGAGCAUCGAUCUCCACUUUGACUUGCAGCAUGGGUACGCCCGGCUCGCAAGCUCCCUUUCCCUGGACCAUGUCUUCGAUAAGGUGGACCAGGCAUUCAUCAAGCAUUUCAAGGUCCACGGCUACGCCGUGUUGCGGAACGCCCUCGGACCAGAGCGGCGAAAGGAGUUCAUCGACGGCUUCUGGCGAGCCAUGAAGAAGAUCCUUCCAUCCCGCCGCCGCGACCAGCGCGAGACUUGGCGCGUGCCUCACGGAUUCCGGGGCAUCCAGGUUGGCUAUGGCUUGUCCCAGAGCGAUGCAGCGUGGAUAGUCCGACUGACUCCACGGGUGCAGAACGCCUUCGCGGCCCUGUUCGAGGUGCUGUUCCUUCCCGAGACACAUGGUGCUGAUGUCUCUAAAUGA